AUGUUGGUGCUGCUGAUUGCCAAUUUAAUAAUUCUACCAGUAGCAAUCGCAUUUUUCAACGACGAUUUGAGCGUACACUGGAUUGUGUUCAACAGUAUUUCCGACGUAAUAUUUGUUGCGGAUAUCGCAGUCAAAUUUCGCACUGGCAUUGUUGCUAACGACUACGCCGAUGAGAUCAUCUUAAACCCCAAAGAAAUUGCCAGGCACUACUUGAAAUCUUGGUUCAUUUUGGACUUCAUCAGUUCUAUACCCAUGGAUUACAUUUACCUUAUCUUUAACAAAAAGGACCACUACAACCAAUUCCUCAGUGCAGGUAGAACACUUCGGAUUUUGAGAUUAGCCAAGCUGCUAAGCAUGCUUCGCUUGCUCCGCCUAACACGGCUGGUCCGAUACGUCAGCCAGUGGGAAGAAUUUUUAAACAUUGCAAGCAAAUUUAUGGGUAUAUUCAACCUCGUUCUGUUAAUGCUAUUGCUCGGACAUUGGAACGCGUGCUUGCAAUAUCUUAUUCCAAUGCUGAUGGAAUUCCCUCCGGACUCGUGGGUUAAACGCUGCAAAUUAGAG
Messenger RNA from Dicrocoelium dendriticum, 561 nucleotides. The record is from the annotation of a GenBank genome assembly. NCBI's taxonomy places the organism in Eukaryota, Metazoa, Platyhelminthes, Trematoda, Plagiorchiida, Dicrocoeliidae.